This is a messenger RNA of Juglans microcarpa x Juglans regia, 2283 nucleotides long. RefSeq names its product pentatricopeptide repeat-containing protein At3g21470. Gene Ontology annotation, molecular function: RNA binding; protein binding. Lineage: Eukaryota; Viridiplantae; Streptophyta; Magnoliopsida; Fagales; Juglandaceae. Bases 387 to 2036 code for a protein of 549 amino acids. Gene Ontology annotation, biological process: RNA modification. The transcript has a single exon. The record is from RefSeq and is a predicted model, not a curated record.
CACAAGUCCAACAAGCCAACAAGAAGAAACUUCUAUGGAGAAAUGCGAAGAUUGCCAUUCAUGCAUGUUGCAAAAAAUGAAAGGAAACAAGAAUCCCAUUUUCCAAGAAACUGGAAACCCAUCAAGGAUUCCGACCGAGAAAUGAUCAACAUCCAUUGCUUCAAUUCUCUGAUAGUUUUACCCUUCUGCAAUAGUUUCGGCAUUCUCAGCGCCGUUAUUCAAAGGACCGUUAAUCUCGUUGGUUCAUGGAGGGAAAAGACUAGAGGGGCAUUAGUGUUAUUAUAUUGAAGUUUAAGGGGUGGUCUUGAAGAGCUUCCAAACGUAAUAACACAAUAAAUAUUAGCUGAGAUUGAAGGUUGGAAGAGCGAAACAAAUGGGACUGUGAAAUGACAAUUACUUUGUCCCAAAACCCACAGGUAAUUACACAUUACCCUCAAUCGCAAACCCAAAUAAAUAAUCAGCAAAAUGAACGUCUCUCGAAUUGGUGCUACCUCGUAAGGAAUCAUAUCUCCAAAGGAUCACCAAGAGAAGCCAUUGUUUUGUUCACCCAAAUUCGCCGUAAAGGACUUCACCAUCUGGGUGUGGUAGUCCCUUUGAUUUUCAAGGCUUGUGCUUCUCUUUCCUUCCUUAGUUUUGGGAAAGCUUUGCACGCAGAUUCGGUCAAGGCCGGGGUGGAUUGUGGGGUUAUGGUUGGGACCUCAUUGGUUGACAUGUAUGCUAAGUGUGGCAAUGUGGUUGACUCGCGUAAAAUGUUUGAUUAUAUGCCUGAUAGAAGUGUAGUGACAUGGAAUGCCAUGAUCGGGGGGUACCUGAGGAAUGAAGAUACAAGAUCGGCGUCAGUUUUAUUUGAAAGGAUGUCGACGCGAAAUGCAGUGACUUGGAUUGAAAUGAUUGAUGGGUUUGCAAAGCGCAGAGAUACUGUUACUGCCAGGCGAUUGUUCAACAGGGUUCCACCUGAGUUGAAGAAUGUCGUGACUUGGACUGUGAUGGUUGAUGGGUACACCAGCAAUGGGGAUAUGGAGGCAGCGAGGGAAAUUUUUGAGGAGAUGCCAUACGGGAAUUUCUUUGCUUGGUCGUCAAUGAUUUCUGGGUACUGUAGGAAGGGUAAUGUCAAAGAGGCCAAGGCCAUUUUCGAACGAAUUCCAGUCCGGAAUUUGGUGAAUUGGAAUUCAUUGAUUUCCGGGUAUGCGCAGAAUGGGUUUAGUGAGAGAGCCCUGGACGCAUUUGGUGAAAUGCAAGCUGAAGGAUUCGAGCCUGAUGAGGUCACUAUUGCGAGCGUUCUAUCUGCCUGUGCUCAAUUGGGGCUGUUGGAUGCUGGUAAAGAAAUCCACUGUGCGAUACAUCGUACGGGGAUUCGCAGCAAUGUGUUUGUUUUAAAUGGAUUGGUCGACAUGUAUGCAAAAUGUGGGGAAUUAGCCAUUGCGAGGUUGGUCUUUGAAAGGAUUGAUGAGAAGAACGUUGCCUGCUGGAAUGCCAUGAUCUCGGGUUAUGCCACUCAUGGACAAUGCGAAGAGGCUCUUGAAAUUUUUGGCAGAAUGGAAAGUUCCAAUAAAAGACCUGAUGACAUAACCUUUCUUUCCGUUCUCUCAGCAUGUGUACACGGGGGUUUUGUCAAUGAAGGUAUGGAAAUAUUUUCCAAGAUGGAGAAGUACAGCUUGAAACCAAGCAUCAAGCAUUAUGGUUGCUUAGUUGACCUUAUGGCACGAGCAGGGCGAUUGAAAGAGGCUUAUGAUUUGAUCAAGAGAAUGCCAAUGAAACCCAAUGACACAGUUUGGACAGCCAUGCUGGGAGCUUGUCGAAUUUAUCUGGACAUGGAGAUGACAGACGAGAUAGUAAAAGAGGGAACUUUAAAUGCGAAGAUGAUGACUGCUAAUGAGUCACUUUGCGUUCUUCUGUCACAUAUUUAUGCUGCUUCAAAUAGAUGGGAGAAGGCUGAAAGGAUGAGGACGCUCAUGAUUAAUGAAGGGAUGCAAAAGACACCAGGGUGCAGUUCUCUUAUACCCAGCAGUACUAAGAACACCAUUUCGGGCUGUUAAUAGAUAAAGAACAGAUGUAUAGGAGCGAACCUAUAUUUUGAAAUCAAAGUCCUAAGUUAAAGUUGCGCAGGGCGGAAUGCAUAAAUGACAUUCUAGCAGUACCUGUUGAAGUGUUUGCCCGAGUUUCUUCACCCGUAUACGAUGCCUAUCUUUACAGCUUCUGAAGUUUCUCCAGCCAAAUUUCUCGAAAAAAGUGGUGAAAUAGUAUAAUUAGAGGAUUCCUCCCAAAGUACUUGGUUAACAGCAA